AUGCUUAGAAUGCGGAUACAAACGAAAUCAGCAGCUUGGUGUAAACAUUGUGAUCUUGCAAGACAUACUCAACUAAACGCCGAAGAGAAUUUGGACAAUCUUUAUUCCGCAAUUUGGAUGGAAGGUCCAAAAUGGAAAUUGGAUGAAGAGGCAGAAAUAUGGGAACGUUUUGGAGAUUGGGUUUCCGCCAUAUGUGAUGAUCCAAAUACGUCUGAAUUAUCUGAUCAAUUUGAUGCUGUAGAUGAGUCGAAAUUUGCAAAUUUGUAA
Molecule: messenger RNA, 267 nt
Organism: Funneliformis caledonium
Lineage: Eukaryota; Fungi; Glomeromycota; Glomeromycetes; Glomerales; Glomeraceae
Source: the annotation of a GenBank genome assembly